Dujonia railenensis is the source of this 3297-nucleotide messenger RNA. Lineage: Eukaryota; Fungi; Ascomycota; Pichiomycetes; Serinales; Debaryomycetaceae. The record is from the annotation of a GenBank genome assembly.
AUGUCAGGUUACGGUCUGACUGAAAACCGGAACUCCUCCCCUGUGGAUGACGAAGAUAAUGAGAUUUCUUUAAACUUUCUGGCGCUUGGUUCGAGAGUUCGAAAGCUUACUGGGCAAGCAUCGGUUAUUAUGCCGAAGACAGGUGAGAGGGUUCAAAGGUCAGUUUCUUCAUUUAGUAUAGGAUUUGAGAGCUUUAACUCUAGAGGUAUUGAGGACAAUCCUAGCGAAAGCUCUUCAUUAUUACCAGGAAGCAAUAAUGGCAAUGGUAAUGGUAAUGCAUUGGCCCCAUCGCUGUCAAAUGUCACCUUGGAAGGCUCUCCAGAAACUUCAAGAUGGAAAUUCAAAAAGAUUUACAGAAGGUCUAAGAGGAAAUUGGAGGCUGUUUAUGCAAAUGAGGUAUAUAAAAGUGUAUUGAAGUGCUCAAUUGCAUAUUUUUUGGCCUCGUUGGGUGUUUAUUGGCUGAGAUUUGACGAUCUUUUGGGAAGAACUGAUUCCAAGCAUGUUGUAGCGACGGUGGCCGUAUAUUUCCAUCCAUCCCGUUCAAAGGGCUCUAUGCACCAAUCGUUAUUGUUUGUAAUAUGUUCGUUGCUAUUCAGUUUUAGUAUGACAUUUUUCUGUAGACUUAUACUGAGAAGUUUCUUCAACCAUGGAGAAGAUGAAAUCUGUUAUGCGAUUGACUUGAUAGUUGCAUCUUUAUCCUUGGGCUGCAUAGCGUAUAUGAAGCAAAAAAUCAACAAGCAGACCUUUAAUACUGCAUGCUCGUUAGCUUCCAUUUCCAUUGUUGCAUGUAUUAUCAAGGAAGGGAGUACGAACGCCUCAGAAAUUCCUGUUGAUAGAUUCAUUGGUACCAUCAUUGUUGUCGUAACCGGAUGUAGUAUAUCUGUACUUUGCUGUUAUCUCAUUUGGCCCGUAAGUGCUGUGGAACAAUUACGAAAGGGAUUAAAUGACUCUUAUAACAUCAUGUCCGGAUUACUUUCGAUUACUGCUAAUAGAUUUCUCAACGGUGAAAAUAUUACUGCAAAAGAUAUCGAGUUCUUUAAUAGACUCAAUAAGAAUAUAACCUCUUUGAAUUCGCUGCUUGAAGAAGCUCAAUAUGAGCUCUUGUUACGAGGAAGGGAAGAAGAGUGGAAGUUGUUUGUGAAAUUGGUUUCACUGACAAAAGCAUUGGCCAGACAUGUUCAAGCACUAAGAUCGUCAGUUGAAAUGCAGUGGGAGCUUUUACACGAGAAUGACGGUGCCGAGAACAAUAAUAAUAACAAUAAUGACGCAGAUAGUGUCAGUAGUGAUGAAAGUAUAGAUUCUAGAAUCCACUUAUCGCAAUCUAUCGAGAAUAUGUCCAAAAUUCUCUCAGGCACAAAUACCAGUGAUGUACCAAACUAUACGGCCAGUAAUCCAGGUCAAAUCUUCGACUUAUUUGUUUAUUAUCUUGCGCCAUCGAUGAAAUCAUUUAUCUUCACAAUCAAAAACAUCUUGAGCGAAAUACCAUUUGAAAAUCAAUGUAGUGGCAAAUUUGCAACUACAGCUACAUUUCAAAGAUCUAUCGAUAGUGCAUUGGAAUUGUACAAGGAAAAGCAAUCUGAGUCAUUUGAAAGAUUGUACUCUCAGGAGAUUUUCCAUAAAAAAGAUUCCAACCAAUUCCUUUUUAAUACAGACCAAGAGGAAGUUACAGCAUGUUGUGGUAAUUUCUCUUCUUUGCUAGGAGAAUUUGCCAGGACUUUGAAUGGAUUUCUAAAAUUAACUGAGAGAUACGAAGAAACAACUCAAUGUAGGAGGUCAUGGAAUUAUUUGUAUAAUAGUUUAUGGCACCAAAGUCCCAGUGAUCAAGGAAAAAAGGACCAAUACAGUCAAGGUAUAGAUUCUAAUGAUUUAGGUGAGGAUGCAAUAGGAUCCACAGGAUUUCAGGAUCCCCCACAAGAAAAUGGUACAGAAAGAAGAGUGAGUUUUCCACUUUUCAAUACUCGUGUCGAGAGUACCUUAAAUGCUGCCCUAUUGGCUUUUCAAAACCAAUAUAGAAAUGGCGACGAAAAUGGCACUCAUAGUAGAUCAAUUUUGAAGAAGAGGCGCGAAAUACAUUCCAGGCUAUCUAUUUUAUCCUUCAAUCUCUGGAAGUCAUUAAAAGUAUUUAAAAGAACAGACGUUCAGUUCGGCAUUAGAGUUGGUUUAGGAGCGCUAAUAAUAUCUAUUUUUGCAUUUAUUCCUCAAACUAAGAUUUAUUUCAAUGAAUGGAGAAUAGAAUGGGCUCUAGUGGUGUAUUGUAUCAUGAUGAACAAAUCUGUUGGAGGUACUUCAAUGACAAUUAAAUAUAGAUUUAUUGGGACAUUUUUGGGAUGCUAUGGAGCGUAUUUGAUCUGGGUUUUGACAAAUGGGAAUGUCUACUGUUUAUGUAUUUGUGGAUUUCUACUUUCUAUUCCAAGUUUUUAUAUUAUCAUGUAUUGGAAACAGAAUAAUCCAUUUGGAAGGUUUAUUUUAUUAGCAUACAACAUUACAGCCUUAUACUCAUACAGUAUGACGCAAAAGGACGCAGAAGAUGGAUUGGAAGGUGGUGAGGAUCCUAUCAUUGGAGAGAUUGCAUUUCAUAGAUUCUUUGCAGUUUCGGUAGGUAUCAUGGUUUCUGUGUCUAUGUCUUCAUUAUUUUUGCCCAAUAGUGCUAGAUCAAGAUUAAAGAAAGGAUUGACUAUCCUCUGGUUGAGAAUGGGAGUAAUUUGGAAUAGUGACCCCUUGGAUUUUACUGUAGAUGGAGAACUGAAGCUCAUAGGCUUAAAAGAUCAAAAGGGUUUACAUGAUUUGCUACGUGAAUGUGAAACACUACUAAAGCAGGCCCCUAAAGAGUUUAGAUUGAAGGGUGAGUUUCCUAAGGUGAAAUACGAAAAGAUUCUACAAUGCACUUCCAAUAUCAUUGACUCGUUUCAAAAUAUGAACCUUAUGAUCGAAGUUGAUCCGAGCUUAUCAACUAAUGAAGAAUAUGUGUUAAAGUAUAUCAGUGCUGAAAGAACUGAAGUUGAACAUAGGAUAUUUUUGAUAUUUUAUAUGCUUGCAAGUGCUCUCAGGUUGUCAUUCCCACUCCCGAAUAAACCAGCGUCCACAGAACACGCAAAGGAUAGAAUGCUAUUCAAAUUAAGCGAGAUUAGAAGUAACGGAGCGCUUAAGAAGGACUUGACGUUAACAAACGAAGAUUAUGUCUUACUAUACUCAUAUAUCUUAGUCACCAACAAGAUUUCUUUGGAAUUGGACAGGAUAUUGGAAUUAGUCAGAGAUUUAAUAGGAGAAAUUGAUGAGGAGAUUUUCGAAUUAGUUUGA